AUGGCAGAGGCCGAAGAAGCAGAGCAGGGAGCCCAAGCCCCGCAGGGCUCCCCCGAAAGUCCUGCGCUUCUGGCAGAGGGUCCUGGCGAGCCGGGGGUCACUAGCUUGGAGGCGGAGGGAGUGGAAGCAGGCGAGGCCACAGCGGAGGAGCCGAGGGACGAGCUGGCGGGGGAAGCGGUGAGCGGGGACGACGGCGCCCCGCGGGACAUGGGGUCUUCGAACGAGUCGCCGCCGGGCACGGGCAGUGACCCUGAGGCCGAGGUGCAGAGAUCGGAGGGCGAGGCUGGGGACAGCGCUGGGGACAGCGCCGCGCAGCCCCCGGGGGCAGAGGAGGCGGGUGCGCUGCCGGCGGAGGAGGAGAGCCCGGGGAGUGGCGCGCAGGGUCAGGCCCCGGGGGAGCCCCUGGAGGGGCCCGCGGCCCCCGAAGAAGAGGAGGAGAAGGCGGAUCACGAACUAGAGGAGCAGGGAGGCAGCGCUCCCGAGGUGGUGGGGGACGGCAUGGAUGUGGGGGAGCCAGUUGGGGACAGAGUGGACGCCGCCGCGGGGCCGGCAGGAGAAGCGCCCGGGGCGGAGGGCGAGCCCCAGGACGUAGGGGAUCGCAGCCCCCAGCCCCAGGCUGAGGCGGUGGCGGCCAAGGAAAGCUCGGAGGAGGCUCUGGGCGUUGCCGAGGAGGAGGACAUGGGGAGCCCGGGAGGAGAGGGGUCGGGAGGAGAGGGCCCCGAGGAUCAGGUCCCAGGGGUCGCGAGCACAGACACAGGCGAGAACGGGGACCCAACUGGGCCUGAGGGGGAAAUACAGGUAGACGAGAAGGCGGAGAAGGAAGAGUUGGGCUCAGGAUCCGAGGGAAAGAGAGAGGAAGAAGUGGCCAGAAGCGAGGUGGAGGCCCCCGACGGCAGCCCCGAGGCUGAGGCUGAGCCCGGGGGCGCCGGGGAGGCGGAGGACCAGCUCAGCAACCACCUGGCGGAGGAGCACAGCGGCGAGGCGGCGCCAGUCAACGGCGGCGGCGGGGAGGACGGCGAGGUCCCGGGGGAAGGGGCCCCGGCGCGGGAGCACGACAUUACCCUCUUCAUCAAGGCUGGCUAUGAUGGUGAGAGCAUUGGAAAUUGCCCAUUUUCUCAGCGUCUCUUUAUGAUUCUCUGGUUAAAGGGAGUAAUAUUUAAUGUGACCACGGUAGACUUGAAGAGGAAGCCCGCGGACCUGCAGAACUUGGCACCUGGAACCAACCCUCCCUUUAUGACUUUUGAUGGUGAAGUCAAGACGGAUGUGAAUAAGAUCGAGGAGUUCUUAGAGGAGAAGUUAGCUCCCCCACGAUACCCAAAGCUGGGGACUCAACACCCUGAAUCUAAUUCUGCAGGAAAUGAUGUGUUUGCCAAAUUCUCUGCAUUUAUUAAAAACACCAAGAAGGAUGCAAAUGACAUUUAUGAAAAAAACUUGCUAAAGGCCCUGAAGAAGCUGGACAAUUACCUAAGUAGCCCUCUGCCUGAUGAAAUAGACGCCUACAGCACGGAAGACGUCACUGUGUCUGGAAGGAAGUUCCUGGAUGGAGAUGAGCUCACCUUAGCCGACUGCAACCUCUUGCCCAAGCUCCAUAUUAUCAAGAUCGUGGCCAAGAGAUACAGAGAUUUUGAAUUUCCUCCUGAAAUGACUGGCCUCUGGAGAUACUUGAACAAUGCCUAUGCUAGGGACGAGUUCACAAACACGUGCCCUGCCGACCAGGAGAUUGUACAUGCAUAUUCAGAUGUUGCAAAGAGAAUGAAAUGA
Elephantulus edwardii (Cape elephant shrew) is the source of this 1761-nucleotide messenger RNA. It is a transcript of the gene CLIC6, whose product is annotated as chloride intracellular channel 6. Gene Ontology annotation, cellular component: plasma membrane. NCBI's taxonomy places the organism in Eukaryota, Metazoa, Chordata, Mammalia, Macroscelidea, Macroscelididae. The coding region runs from base 1 to 1761 and encodes 586 amino acids. The record is from RefSeq and is a predicted model, not a curated record. The transcript has 6 exons. Gene Ontology annotation, molecular function: D2 dopamine receptor binding; D3 dopamine receptor binding; D4 dopamine receptor binding.